This is a messenger RNA of Lethenteron reissneri (Far Eastern brook lamprey), 3632 nucleotides long. It is a transcript of the gene GALNT3, whose product is annotated as polypeptide N-acetylgalactosaminyltransferase 3. Gene Ontology annotation, molecular function: polypeptide N-acetylgalactosaminyltransferase activity. NCBI's taxonomy places the organism in Eukaryota, Metazoa, Chordata, Hyperoartia, Petromyzontiformes, Petromyzontidae. Gene Ontology annotation, cellular component: Golgi apparatus. The record is from RefSeq and is a predicted model, not a curated record. Gene Ontology annotation, biological process: protein O-linked glycosylation.
CACAGCCAGAACAAACAUACAUGGCAAAAACACUUUUAACAGGGUCUGUAUCCCAUUCUGGAGUGUUUGCUCGAGCAAGACUUCACGGCCAGGACAUAUGCUCAGGGUGUACUUGAGGAGUCACAACUUGAGAAAGUCGCGUUUCUGUGAGAUGUUUCAAAAACUACAUUCGGUAAAAAUUCUACAGAGAGAGAGAGAGCAAGAAACGCUGCCCAGACGUCGAACUUUGUAAGUCGCUGCGAAGCACAAGUUGGCGAAAAAAGAAUUGCCGAGACAUCCAAGAGCUGAAACCGACGCUCGGGCGGUGAGAAUGAGGCUGUUUGGGCGAAGGCGCUCGAAGGUGGUGAUCAUCACAGGAGCGGUGGCCCUGUUGCUCGUCAUGAUGCUGCUGCUCCUGCAGCACGAGGCUGUCAGCCGCCUCCCCCGCAGUGACAAGCCCUGGGUCAUCGAGGACCUGGUGGGAGACAAGGUGUUGGGCAUUGUCAAGGGCGCCGUCAACAACAUCCGAGACGCCAUCCCGCAUCUGCAGAUCAAGGCCCCCGUCCGCGCGGAGCCAGACUCCGCCGAGCAGGCGUGCCUCAGUGGCUUCUACUCUGCCGCAGAGCUGAGGCCCUUCCAGGAGCGGCCGUCUUUGGACGCCAACGCCCCCGGUGCCUCGGGCAGGGCCUACAAGACCGACGAUCUGAGCCCCGAGGAGAAGGCGAUCAAGGAGAAGGGCAUGGAGAAGCACUGCUUCAACGUGUAUGCCAGCGACAAGGUGUCUCUGCAUCGUGACCUGGGCCCCGACACGCGACCCCCCGAGUGCAUCGAGCAGAAGUUCAAGCGCUGCCCCUCGAUGCCGAGCACAAGCGUCAUCAUCGUGUUCCACAAUGAGGCGUGGUCGACGUUGCUGCGCACCGUGCACAGCGUCAUGUACACGUCGCCCUCCGUAUUGCUCAAGGAGAUCAUCCUGGUGGACGACGCCAGCGUUGACGACUACCUCAAGGGUCCUCUGGAUGAGUACGUGAAGCAGUUUGGAAUCGUGAAGGUGGUGCGGCAGCAGGAGAGGAAGGGGUUAAUCACGGCGCGCUUGCUUGGUGCCAGCGUGGCGCAGGGGGAAGUCCUCACCUUCCUCGACGCGCACUGCGAGUGCUUCAACGGGUGGCUUGAGCCGCUGCUGGCGCGGAUUCGUCAGAACGAGACGAGCGUCGUGAGCCCGGACAUCUCCACCAUCGACAUGAACACGUUCGAGGUGAACAAGCCCUCGGCGUACUCGCCCGCCCACAACCGCGGGAACUUUGACUGGGGCCUCAGCUUUGGCUGGGAGCCGAUACCCAGCCGCGAACGCGCCCUCCGGAAGGACCAGACAUACCCGAUACGGUCUCCAACCUUUGCCGGGGGCUUGUUCUCCAUCUCCAAGAAAUACUUUGAAUAUCUGGGCACGUACGAUGACCAAAUGGAGAUUUGGGGUGGAGAAAACAUAGAAAUGUCUUUCCGGGUGUGGCAGUGUGGUGGGCAGCUGGAGAUCAUCCCGUGCUCCGUCGUGGGGCACGUGUUCCGCACCAAGAGCCCGCACACCUUCCCGCAGGGCGUCUCGGUCAUCACGCGCAACCUCGUGCGCCUCGCCGAGGUGUGGAUGGACGACUACAAGGAAAUCUUCUACCGCCGCAACAGCCAGGCCGCUGAAAUCGUCAAAAAUAAAGCCUACGGCGAUCUGACGUGGAGAAAGAGGCUUCGAGACAAGCUGCAGUGCAAGAACUUCACCUGGUACCUCACCAACGUCUAUCCGGAGAUGUUUGUGCCCGACCUCCAUCCAAAUGUCUUUGGGGCGAUUAAGAAUAAAGCAAAGGGCAACUGUCUGGACACGGGUAGUUUCCAGAACGAGGUUGGAAAGCCUCUGAUUUUGUACCCCUGUCAUGGCAUGGGUGGAAAUCAGUACUUUGAGUACUCAUCACAGAAGGAGCUGAGACAUAACGUGGCCAAGGAGAUGUGCCUGCACGCGGCCAUGGGAGCCAUGCAUUUGGAGGAUUGCAAGUACAAGGGAGGCACCUCAUUGCCUAACACCUACGAGCUCUGGGAGCUACGCCCGGAGAAGCUGUUUUUCAACGUGGGGACGCAGCAGUGUCUCACGUCCAAAGGGGAAAACCCGACGAUGGCACCUUGCGACCACAUGGACGAGCACCAGCAGUGGGAGUUCAUCUAAGGAGCAUUGGCCAAGCCAGUGGCAAACGCAGAAUGAGGCGCAAGGGGAACGAACUCCUGCGCUUUCACCUCCCUGUAAUGUGCACUGCCCGGGGAGGGGACUCCUGCCUUUGCGGGCACGUGUGUGUGUGUGUGUGGGACACCGAUGAGCGUUUGUUGUCCCCAACGGGAAUUGUGAAGACGUUGGGAACCGAAUGCAGACCUCUCGUCUUAGCUUUCCCCUCCUGUUAACUCUACCACCAAGCAAUAAUAAUUCUUUCACGUAACUCUGCAUCACUUGAUACAAAUGUCUGUCUUACUUGGGACACCGUCACACUCUCUGGGUCAAUUACCAACUAAAAAUAAUGUGUAGUAGUGUUUACUUAUGCUAUUUCUAAUGAAACAUCUCAAAAGUGGAAAAAACUGCAUUUGAUGAACAACUUUUUUUAAAUGAUAGCAAUGAACUAUGUAAAUCAUGCAAGAAUAUUGAGGUAUGAGAGUAAUUGUGAAUGACACUUGUUUAAUUUGUGGAGUUGCAACUUGUACAUUCGUUUUGUUGAUUAGAUGAGAGCAGUGCAAACCAAUCUAACUUGAGUCCAAGCUGGAGGACAAGAAGACUUUUUUUGUCCGUUUCGGUUUUUUCGAGAUGGUGAUAACAUUAUUUUCUGGGUGUUGUUUUAAUGUUAUUUUAUCGUGUUUACAGUAAGGUGGUGGGUGAUUGUGAUGAAUAAUAUUUGAUUUAGGCUGUUUGCAGAGUUGGGUAUGGUUUGGGUUGUUAACAAACGAAUGACAAAUGUACAAAAGAUACUGACUUUUUAAAUUAGUAUUUUUAAAAAUAUACAGUAUAUAUUAAAUGUGUUCUGUACAGAAAAUUGUAAAUAAUGUACUGUACCAUGGCCAAUGCUGAGAGUCACGUGCCUGCUUUAUUUUAAUGGAACACAAAUGGUUUCCCUAGGCUGGUUAUUUCACGUGUAAGAAAGCAAACUGUUAUGGCACUUAACAUAUCAUUGGCAUCUCUUUAAAAUUAAAAGAGCAUAAUUAAUGAUAACAGAGUAAAGGAAUGCCAAAAUUACUUUUCAACUUUAUUCUUUGACUUUUUUUGUUUGAAUUUGACAAUUUUAAAUAUCCAGUGCAAUUUUCAUGCCACUUUCCAGUAUAUCAAAUACCUAAGAGCAUAAAAAUUGCUGCUCAAUACAACAUAUUUACAAUCCAUCUGUGUUAAUAAAUGGUGGUUCUGACUCGCAUCAAGGUGGUACCUUACUGGCACUUAACUUAUUAUGCAAAAGUAAAUGCCAUUGCUUGUUAUUUUUCUGCCGGAAAAGAAGAUUCACUAAGUUGGCAAUUGACUGUUAUUUGUGAUAGUUGCCAACGAAUGCCACCAAGAUGAGAAUUUGAACCAAACGCGGGUGUAAUUUCUUUUCCGUUUGCAUUUUCCAAUGUUACGCUUUACAAGUAAAAAAACACGAUCGUAA